Molecule: messenger RNA, 631 nt
Organism: Gambusia affinis (western mosquitofish)
Lineage: Eukaryota; Metazoa; Chordata; Actinopteri; Cyprinodontiformes; Poeciliidae
Product: galectin-1-like
Exons: 5
Coding region: 179-601 (140 amino acids)
Molecular function (GO): carbohydrate binding
Source: RefSeq, a predicted model, not a curated record
GCUGCAUUUUCUUAAAGUAAUAAUUACAGCACAAAAACGGCAUUAUAAGCAGAUUCGGCGUUGGAACUGAUGCUAUAAAAGCAGCGACAUUAUCUGGGCUGCAGUAACAGAUGGAGGCGAGACACAUUGUGCAUAAAGACCGUUUCUUGGCUUGUCAUAACUCUUAGCAGGAUCCAAAAUGAAGAUGCAACUGGAACUUAAGAAUAUAGCCUUAAGACCUGGAGACAAGUUAAAACUAAAGGGGGAAAUUCUGCACGAUGCUGAGAAGUUCCGGAUCGACCUUGGCGUGAACUCAGAAGACCUGGCGUUGCACUUUAACCCCCGUUUCGAGGAUGAUGAAGAUGGAGCGGUCCUAGUGUACAACUCAAAGACUGCAGGUUACUGGGGAAGUGAAGGGAGGGAAAUGCCCAACCCUCUGCAGAGGGGCAGUGAUGUGAAGAUUUUUUUGAUGCUUUCUGGUGACGGGUUUGAGGUGGAGCUCCCUGACGGGCAGAAACUCAGCUUUCCUAACAAUUCAAACAUGGACGUCAUCACCUACGUCCAAGUGGCAGGGGAUUUCAAACUCAACAGCUUCAAGAUCUACCAAUCUACGAUGACUUAAAUAACCAAGAUUAAAAAAACCCCAGUGAAA